AUGAGCGAAAAAGUUGAAAUUGCAAAGCCACCGCCAGUGGUGGCAGAAGUCGUCAAUCAAGACGCAAUUUCGUCCAAGGAAAACUCUCCACAUCCAGUGCGGCCGAAGAAAGCGCUUCAAUCCACGCCUCUCCUCUUCCUGCACACGGUUGGGAGCAUCGCCUUGGCGUUAGUGCUCGUUUAUGCGGUCGACGGAUACAACGCUGGAGAUGAUUCAACUCCGCGAUAUGUCGACGGAAAACUUCUUCUUCGAUCGUCAGAUGUCACAACCUUGGUUUCAGCCGCAUUGGUUUUGAUCAAGUUCUUCACCACGUCCUGGGCAGCUAUUGCGACCUGGAGAGGGCUCACGUCCAAGCAGGUGUCGUUCAUGACGAGAUAUAAGCUUCUUCCUUGGAUGCGGCUUCCCUUCGGGCGACCAAGGGGUCGUCGCAGUUGGGCAGUUGCCCUUUCCCUUCUCUGUUCCUUUCCCCAGCCAUUUAUAGCUCCUCUUCUUUCCGGUGCGGUGAACUGGAAUCCAUCUUUCGCCGCCGGUCCGCAAACAGCGGCUGUAUCCGUGAACUGGACAAACCCAACUGCAAGUGGUUCUUACUGGGACCAAUAUACGAAAUUUGAUUACCCUAUCAAGAGGACCGAUGUCCUUAGAGAGGCUCUAGGGUAUGCGAACAUAGCUUGGUCAGAUACCACAACGGUCUCCGCCAAUGGAACUUCUUUGAGAGGCAAUGGGUGCCGCCACGUUGUGAAUUUUGACGGUCUUCCAGAGAAUUCAACUCUCACAAAUUUUGUUGUGCCUUGCAUAAAAGUUCAGAAUAUAGCUUGGGCAAUGUCAGCAGCGGAGGUCCCAAAUGCGGUCUUUGCUCAAGCCACUACAAACGGCUGGCAAUUGAGUGUCUUGAACGACUCACUUGUCCGCUACACGAAUCCAGGGCACGCCGUCCUAUUUGAUGUCAAUAAUUUGUGGUACAAUAAGGAUAUUUGGACGACUUCGCUUCCGACGGCAAACAAAGUCACUGGAGCCAACUCUCUAACUCUCAUCAUCGCCAACCAGUACUCGGAUUGUCAGAACCUCACAGCAAACCAGUUUGGCAAUGUGAACAGCUUUCCGCAGUUUAAGACCUCUUGGGCGCUCGGUAGCUGUUAUCUGUUCGCUAAUGUGACUAUAGAGGCGGGCGUAACAACUAGUAAGCUAAGCAAAUAUGUAUCGCCUCGAGUUAUUGAAGACCAGACACCUCUUGACGACACUACUAUAGAUCCUAACACAUGGUCGCAAGAGGCUGUUUGGCUUCUUCCAGAUAUGAUGACUUCACUUUCUCAGAUGAACUCUACUCUGCUCCCGACCUGGAACAACCUAGAUCUCUAUGUGGAGAGUCUCAUCCGCCAAAGUUAUUUGGGUGCGUGGGACAGUUUCCACAACAAUUGGGAUACAGACGGCACAAUAUCUCUCGCGAUCCCCCAGCAAGCCCGAGUCCGAGCUGAGGUCUCCCAUGCGCGAGUGUAUUCAUGGCUGGCUAUAUCUCUACUGGAGACUGUUAGUGGGAUCUUCUUAGUCUACCUGCUCCUGAAUCCAGGUUUGCUGCAAGAGCCAGAUCUACCGGGGGAAAUAAUAUCUGAGCAGAUUAGAGAUGCCAAGGCCUCUGGGAAGAAGAUCAUGGACAGCCUGUCUGAUUUAAGCUUUUUUUGA
Molecule: messenger RNA, 1677 nt
Organism: Talaromyces stipitatus ATCC 10500
Lineage: Eukaryota; Fungi; Ascomycota; Eurotiomycetes; Eurotiales; Trichocomaceae
Exons: 2
Coding region: 1-1677 (558 amino acids)
Source: RefSeq, a predicted model, not a curated record